AACGUCUUGCUAAAAGUCUUUCACUCAUACUCUCUCUCUCUCUGUGAGUUGUGAGUUGAAGAUGGAGCAACCAAGCAAUGAACCUUUAUCCUCUCCGGUUUCUGUGAUAGGGUCUCAGUUCAUGGCACCAUAUCAAUUCGAUAUUAUAGUUGAUAUAAUUACAGGGGGAAAUCUUGUGGUUACAGAUAUUGAACAUAAAAUCAUGCUACAAGUGAAAACAUGCGACACAUCCUUUCAUCAGCAGCGAGUGCUAGUUGAUGCUGAUGGCAAACCCAUCGUUCUAAUGCGUGGCAAGAUCAUGAGUGAACACGACAGAUGGAAUGUAUUCAGGGGUAACAGUAAAAGUAAAUCCGAUAUGAUAUUUACCACACAAUCACCUCACAUGAUCCAGUUUAAGACCUGUGUACAAGUGUUCUUGGCAAACAAAACUAGUAAGAAGAAUGUUUGUGAUUUCAAGAUCAGUGGUAGCUGGACGAACAGAAACUGCACUAUUUAUAUGGGAGAUACUUCGACACCAAUAGCCCAAAUGUCUAAAAUGCAAUCAUCGGAGGAUGUAACGAACAAAUUCAAGGAAGUUAUAGGAGGUUUGGGUAACAUUAUAGUUGGUGCGCUUCUUUUAUAG
Molecule: messenger RNA, 622 nt
Organism: Lactuca saligna
Lineage: Eukaryota; Viridiplantae; Streptophyta; Magnoliopsida; Asterales; Asteraceae
Source: the annotation of a GenBank genome assembly